AUGACGCUGGUGCUGGAGUUCAGCCGUCAGACUCUGACCUGUGGCCCCUCCCACUCCGCCGACCUGCCGACCUGCCGCCCCUCCCACUCCGCCGACCUGCCGCCCCUCCCACGCCGCCGACCUGCCGCCCCUCCCAUUCCGCCGACCUGUCGCCCCUCCCACUCCGCCGACCUGCCGCCCCUCCCACUCCGCCGACCUGUCGCCCCUCCCACUCCGCCGACCUGUGGCCCCUCCCACUCCGCCGACCUGUGGCCCCUCCCACUCCGCCGACCUGUCGCCCCUCCCACUCCGCCGACCUGUGGCCCCUCCCACUCCGCCGACCUGUCGCCCCUCCUACUCCGCCGACCUGUGGCCCCUGCCACUCCGCCGACCUGUCGCCCCUCCCACUCCGCCGACCUGCCGCCCCUCCCACUCCGCCGACCUGCCGCCCCUCCCACUCCGCCGACCUGCCGCCCCUCCCACUCCGCCGACCUGCCGCCCCUCCCACUCCGCCGACCUGCCGCCCCUCCCACUCCGCCGACCUGCCGCCCCUCCCACUCCGCCGACCUGUGGCCCCUCCCACUCCGCCGACCUGUCGCCCCUCCCACUCCGCCGACCUGUGGCCCCUCCCACUCCGCCGACCUGUCGCCCCUCCCACUCCGCCGACCUGUGGCCCCUCCCACUCCGCCGACCUGUGGCCCCUCCCACUCCACCGACCUGCCCCCCCCCCCCCGCCCACUCCACCGACCGCAGGAAUCCCGGGCCGCCCGUAAGCCUCCGCCAGCCAAGCCUGGCUCCGUGACUCCGCCAUCUGCCGCUACAAGUCAAAGCGAAGUGAUUAAAAUUAAUUGGCAGGAGAGGCUGGCGAACAAGUCUUGA
Molecule: messenger RNA, 858 nt
Organism: Penaeus chinensis
Lineage: Eukaryota; Metazoa; Arthropoda; Malacostraca; Decapoda; Penaeidae
Product: extensin-like
Exons: 2
Coding region: 1-858 (285 amino acids)
Source: RefSeq, a predicted model, not a curated record